CAGGAAGUUGUCUGACGUAGAAAGUGGGAAAUUCAAAAUUCAAAACAUUUUUGAAUGAAAUAUGUUUGGGCAAUUUUAGUUUUAUAUCGGAUUACACACCUAUGAACGGAGUAAACCAUUGUCUCUUUUUAAUGUUAAAUGUACGUUCUUUGUUGUUUUAAAUUAGCUUUAUCGGCGUUUUAAAGCGAACAAUCACUGGAGAACAGCUGUUCUAAGAGGCCCACAGUAUGCCUACAGACAACACCUCUGAACUUCUCAAGCACUAUGAGGUUUACGAAACCAUUGGCUCAGGGGGGUUUGCCAAGGUCAAACUUGGCAGGCACUUACUGACAGGAGAGAAAGUGGCCAUCAAAAUAAUGGAGAAGAAGGACCUAGGGGAUGACCUGCCACGAGUUAAAACAGAGAUUGAGGCUAUGAAGAACCUCAGUCAUCAACAUGUUUGUCGUCUCUACCAUGUCAUCGAGACAUCCAGCAAGAUCUACAUGGUGCUUGAGUACUGUCCUGGAGGAGAACUGUUUGAUUACAUCAUUGCUAAAGACCGGUUAUCAGAGGAGGAGGCUCGAGUGUUUUUCCGUCAGAUCAUCUCUGCUUUGGCCUAUGUUCACAGCCAGGGCUAUGCCCACAGAGACCUCAAACCGGAAAACCUGCUAAUUGAUGAAGAUCAUAACCUAAAACUCAUUGACUUUGGUCUCUGUGCCAAACCGAAGGGCGGUUUGGGUUAUGAACUGAUGACCUGCUGUGGCAGUCCAGCAUACGCAGCUCCAGAGCUCAUUCAGGGCAAGGCGUACAUUGGCUCUGAGGCUGAUGUAUGGAGCAUAGGUGUGUUGCUAUAUGCUCUCCUGUGUGGUUUUCUACCAUUUGAUGACGACAAUUGCAUGGUCCUCUACAGAAAAAUCACACGAGGCAAAUACAGCAAUCCACAGUGGCUUUCACCUGCUAGCAUUCUGCUUCUAAACCAUAUGAUGCAGGUGGACCCAAAGAGGCGUUUGACAGUAAAACAGUUGCUUGAUCACCCCUGGGUUAUGAAGGGUUACAGUACACCAGUAGAGUGGCACAGUAAACACUCUUUGGGUCACAUAGAUGACGACUGUAUUACUGAAAUGGCAGUGGCUUUCAAACAGUCCAGACAUCGCACAAUCCAGCUUGUGUCAGAGUGGAAGUAUGACCACACGACAGCCACCUACCUUUUACUGCUGGCUAAAAAGCGUCAGGGUCGUCCCGUGCGUCUAAGACCAGAAUGCCCUGUGCUUGACCUCACCUACUCCCCUUUACAGGACAUACAACUGAAGAAGAAUCUAUGCUUCAGUGAGGAUGAUGAUGGUGUUCACCUAGUGGUGCCUGGCUCUUUGGUCUUCCUCCCUCAUUGCUACAAUGACGAGAAUCCCUGGACCCCUCUCACGCCCAAGAACACACACACCACAAACACUCCACGCAUGAAAAAUACCUCCGAAACAUCAGAGAAGCGGAAUGAAAUAGGCCACUCCCCCUUCAUAGACCAAGGCAGGCCCCGCCCACUGAAGCCAGAGAGACGCGAUGGGACGAGAGAAAAUAAAGAGAAUCUUGCCGUAACCAGCGCAGAUGGAGAUGGUUUUGCUCUGCCUGCACCCCGAACUCCAAUGUGCAGUAGAAGAGCCCGAACCAACAGAACUGCGACAACACCCAACAACGACAUUACAAACACAAGUAGUAAUGCAAACAAUGGAGUGGGCAGUGCUUCUAAAGAAGUGUCCCGCAGGAGAGAGUUGGACAAACAGCAGAGCAGCCAGCAAGGAGAGCUGGAGAUACUGGCUUUCAGCCCUGAGAGGAGGUCUCGAUCUCUGGACCUGGCAGGCUGUCAGGUGGACAGUGGGCAGAAGCGUAAAGGUGGGAAGGUGUUCGGCAGUCUGGAGAGAGGCCUUGAUAAAGUUAUCACAAUGCUCACACCCAGCAAGAAGAGAGGACUGCAAGAUGGGCCACGCAAAAUAAAGGCUCACUACAACGUGACGCUUACCAGUCAGACUAAUGCAGACCGAGUGCUCAAUCAGAUUCUCAGCAUCUUACCGGAGAAGAAUGUGGACUUCGUUCAGAAGGGAAGUCAGAGGUGGUUGGGAUUCGUCGGCAACGGCUCAAAGGUGACGCCUGGGUGUACAAGCAUCUGGUAGAGAACAUCCUUUCCACAUCCAGCAUCUGAUGUCGCUGUGUCCUCUGCAAGGGUGAAAUUGCAUCGCUGGUCCACCAUAAGUUAAACACGUUGAUGAUGUCCGUUUGAUGUCCAUGCAAGUUCCACAUUUCACUACUCAAGGUGCAUCACUUUGCCUCAGGUACCACUUACCGCACAGUGUUGUCACAUUCUGCCCUUAACAGAAAUGCAAAUAUUUUUUUGUCACUUUAUACUAUAGCACCAAAUGUUUUAUUUGUUUUUGUGUUUCCGUAUCUUAUGUCAUGUUUUAUUUGUUUUAAUUUUAAAGCUUCUAAUCUGUUACAAUUUUUACGAGGAAUGUCAUUUUGUUCAUGUUUAAUUUUGUAAUAUUUCAAAAUGAAUUAUGGAAAAAUAAAUCUCUUUAACAUCUAUACCUCACUGCGUCCGUAACCGAUUUCUAGUUUGAACUGUAAUAGCAUAAAAUCUACUUUUUUGAGUUGUGUAACCCUUUACUUGACAUCUACCCAAUAUCACCUUUGCAUUCAAGAAACAGCAUAAAUACUAUGCAAAAAAGACAACGUAGACCUUGAGGAAAAAAGCCACUCUUUAUCCUGUAAACCACUGACUGUUUAAAAUUAAUUUAAUAAAGGUUUAACAGCUGGAAUUCAUCUAUUUUAACCCCUCCCUCAAUUGUAUGGUAUGUGUAGGUCUGUAAAGUUAAUGUAUCACUUGCUUGUAUGAUUAUAUAUUAUCUUGCUUUAACUGUUCCAUUAUGAUUGAAGUGGGAUCAACUUGUGUGUCAGUCCUACUGUGCAUAUCAGCAUAACAAUGGCUAUUAGUGUGACAGAUAUGAGUGCUUACAUAGUUAACAUCGGAUGAAGUGUGUGUGCGUGCGCAAUGUUGGGGGUAGGUGGUUGUUAAUAGGGGUGGUAUGGUGGUAAUAUGGGGUGAAAUCACCCCCCACUGAUAAUGACUCCUACUGUGCAUUUUAUAGAAUGUUAAAGUGUCACAUAUUCACAUGUUAAAGUGUUUCUUUCUCUCAUAUUUCUGCUUCUCCACACAGCCUCAUCCUCAAUCUCAUUUCAUCUUACUCAUGCUUUUUCUGCUCCCCUGAACAGCCUCACCAUUUACGUUAUGUUAUGUUGGUAGCCUGUACAUGCAGUAUGUUAAAGUUGUUGUUUUUUUACAUUCCAAAUGCAGUUUUUUUGUUGUAUAACUUGCACAUCA
This is a messenger RNA of Myxocyprinus asiaticus (Chinese sucker), 3346 nucleotides long. RefSeq names its product maternal embryonic leucine zipper kinase-like. The transcript has 18 exons. The record is from RefSeq and is a predicted model, not a curated record. The coding region runs from base 228 to 2141 and encodes 637 amino acids. Gene Ontology annotation, biological process: protein phosphorylation; intracellular signal transduction; microtubule cytoskeleton organization. Gene Ontology annotation, cellular component: cytoplasm. NCBI's taxonomy places the organism in Eukaryota, Metazoa, Chordata, Actinopteri, Cypriniformes, Catostomidae. Gene Ontology annotation, molecular function: protein serine/threonine kinase activity; ATP binding; tau-protein kinase activity.